AACGCGAGCUACGAAGGAGUGCGGGUCGCGGCGCGUCGCGAUUCAUCUUCGCGUUUCGCGUCAUUGGGCGUAAUCGCGCGCCCAUCGUCGUCGUCGUCAUCGUUGACGGCGGUUUCAAUCCCUCCUCUCCCCGCGCAGUGGCGCGUAAAGUCUCGUUGAACGACAAUCGUGGGUGAUAACGUCAGCGGGCGCGCUUUUCACGGCGCCGCCGUGCGUUCAACCCGGACCGGAAUCCGCGAUGUGAGCCUCGAGGCCCACGGCGAUAGUCGUGCGACGCGGGAAAGAAGAACGGAUGCGCGUGUCGACGUGCCGGGGUGCUGACGCGGGAUGAGCGCGAGAGAAGUCAUCCUCUUCGGUGGGUCCCCCUGGGGCUUCCGCAUGCACGGCGGAUGCGACACGCAUCAACCCCUGCGCAUCUCCAGGGUGAAUCCGGGAAGCAAGGCGUCCCAGCAGGGGGUGAGAGAGGGCGACCUGAUUAGCAACAUUAACGGAAGGAGCACUCGAGAUUUGACUAACAGCGAAGCGCACGCUUUGCUACGCAACUCCGGGGAGCAGUUGAAGCUUGGUCUCAAUCAGGAAAAUAUUGGCUCGCCAAAAAGAAGGAUUUACAAGAGCAGUCUGCAGGAAAACACCACCGAAAUCCACAACAAAAUAACCACGAGAACCACAACAACCACACGUACACGGACGGAAGCGGAGAAGAGUGGCGCCGAUGACACAAAAGUCGAGCAGAGCUACGCCAAUCAGAACGGUGCUCUGAAGAGCUGCCCGAGCGAACAACGAAGCGACGUUAAGAAAGGACACUGCGAGCCACUGGAUUACGCAACCGACGCGGAGGACUGCGCCGCCGGGAUGCCACAGGGCAACGCGCGCAACCGCUAUCGCGGCCGUAGAAAUCGGCACCGACGGCGGCCGCCGCAGCCACCGGCGAAUCUCGUGGAAUCGUCGCGGAACGACAAGCGGAAGGAGGAAAUUCCGGCGACUUCGCGAAACGAGCGCGACGACGACGACGACGACGACGAUGAUGACAAUGCGAAGACGACGAACGAUACCGUUGCGCGGAAUCGCGGCGGAUCACCGAGUCGCGAAUGCCAAAUCCGGCCCGACGACCGACGCAGAAUCGAGAAGAUCGAGCUGGCGGAAUCGCAAGCCCGGAUAAUCGAGAUCACGACCGUCAGCAGUCUGCCGCUCGAGGCAACGAUCGGCCAUAUCGCCGGAGUGGGUAUCCUGGAGACUGGGAAUGGCGACAGGACGACGAGGGAAUCGACGAUAGUGACGAUAUCGGAGCCGGUGGAAUCGAUACGGUCGCUCGCCGCCUGCAUGAGAAGCGGACUGUCGAAGGGAAAUCGAUUGGAGAUUCAGGAGGUGAACGACAGCGAUGUGGAGGUCGACUGCGGGCCAACGAUCGUUGAAUUUGAAUCCGAGGGCGAAUCCGCGGAGAAGGAUUUUGGGAGGAUGGAAGAACGGGACUCCGUGGAUCGCGAGGGAUCCAAACGGAUAGAUCGAAUGGGAUCGUCGCAGCAAUUCGCGUCGCAGAAAAAGUUUGUUUCGAAACCGGAGGCAGAAUCGCCGGCCUCGAUGUGGGCGACGGUGAUGCCGAAAGAAGUGGAGAGGAAGCUGAGGAACUUCAUCGAGGGUCUUCAAUUGCCGAGCUUCUCCGAAGAGGUGGCCGAGGACGAGGGCAGGACUCUCGAAAAGCUCCCGCGGGACGUCGCGGCGGAGGAAAGCAGAUCCGUCGAGAGAGUAACCGGCUCGUCGCGCCGGAAGACGAGAAAGCGCGCGAUGUCGGCGUCGCAUUACGCUAGCAGUUUUCUCGAUAUUAUACAAGAAGAGGGCGAGAGGCUGUCGGAGGACGAGGCGCAGCACAUCAGAGACUUCAUCAACGAAGAGAUUAGCAAGUAUCGGCGCGAGGACCGCCAUUCCGUCGAAAGUGGAGCGAACGAUGUCGAGGCGAGAACAACCGAUCCCGAGAAGCUUCGGUAUGACAUUAAGAUUCAGAUCGAUACGACGGAAAACGAGGACUUGCGCAGUGAAGCGAUUAAUUGCGAAAAAUGCGAAAAUGUCGAGUCCGAGUCUGCCGAAAAUGUCGCGAGUCCUGAAGCGCAAAUGGCGGAAAUCGCUGAUUCCACGAUCGAAGCGACAAACGAAGAAAUGAACGCAAAAAGUGAUGUAAUAUUUAAUGAAUCUGUAGAAAUUACAACGGCGCAAAGAAACUUGCAAAUUGAGGAUUCUUAUAUUACUAAGAAAAUUGAAAUAGCACCAAACGCUACAGACGACGCUACAGACGACGUUGAUGAAGAAAUAUUAGCAAAUGCGACGGUAAAAAACGAUAUUAAUAUAAGUGAAACAAAAAACAACGAAUUACUUGAAGAAAAGUAUUUAAAAAGUGAUACAUCUAAUGAAUUUGUGAAAAUUAUGACGACGCAAGAAAGUUUAAAAAUUGAGAAUCCUAAUAUUGCCGAGGAAAUUAGCGAGAAAAUAGCGAAAAAUAAUACUGUGAACGACGUUGAUGAAGAAGGAUUAGGGAAUAAAAAAAUGAAGAACAUCGAAAAUAAAGCAACGAUAAAAAGCACGGUAACAAUAAGUGAUGUAAGCGACAUAAAUAAAACAGAAGACAACGAACUGUCGGAGGAAAAGUAUUUGAAAAGUGACAUCAUAUCCAACGCGACGGUAAACGAGAUGAUAACAAUAAGCGAUAUAAAUAAAACAGACGAAAAUAAAUCGUCCGAAAUCGAGAAAUCUACAAAGUCAGUAAAAUGCGAGAAAAAUUCCAUCGAAGCGUCCGCGAUGGAAAAUCGCAACGUGCCGCAAAUGGAAGAUAAAAUUGACUCAUCUUCGAGUUUGUCGCAAAGCGAAGCGCUGAGGAUGAAGCAGCAGCCUCCGCUACCUCCGAGAAGAUCAUCCAGUUUCGACCGCGAACCUCCGAGACCACCGACGCCACCUGAAAUAGACUAUAUUCCGCGUAGCGCAAAGAUUAAUCAGUCGCUCGUUGCGGCGAGCGACGCGCACGAAACCGGGUCGCCGAAUUUACUCGCGCGAAAGCGCGCGAGUCGCGACGUCGAAGCGCCGCGGCGGCCGCGGCUUCCGAAACCUGAAAGCUCCAGUCGGACGAUUGAUGAAAACGCCUCGUCGAUCUCGCGCGAAUCUUCCUCGACUCGUAACUGUACAAACCGAGUCGGAGAAGCGGAUGUCAUUCUGAAAACCGAGAAGUUGGCCGAAGUCGACCGAUCGAUCGCGUCAUCGGGUAUUCGCGACGAUGAUCCGUCAUGUUCGCGCGGCGUCGGUACGCUCGGCGUCGCGCUGGCAGGCACGACGAGCACGGAAAUAACGCGUCGCGAGGAAGGGAAGCCGGCGACGCCCGUUGCACCGGCGGCAUAUGAUCGAAGCGCGUCGUCGAGCCGACGGGAAGUCGAAGUUGAAACGCGCCGGUGUCCUCCGCGUCAGGACGAUUCGAAAAGUUUCGCGACGAAUGAAUCAUCGAAGAGCGAAGAGACAAAUAUUCGUCUGAAUUCCUCGGCGGAAAAUAAGCCAACGAUGGGUUCUUCAGGCAGCAAGAGCAAGGAAAAGUCCAAAAAGGAAAGAAAGAACGAGAAAUCGACGUUCAGCAUUCAUCGCGAGCGAACGUCGGUGAAGAGCGAGACGUCGGAGACGAAGAUAAUAGAGCGACGCGAGGCGAUCUCGAGCGCUAACCAGCUCAACGGUCAUCGGAAUUCCAAGUAUUCAACGUGGGAGUCGAAGUGCGAGGAGAGGCGCGAGGAAAAGCACGAGGAGGAGACGCGCAGUUUGUCGCGACAGAGCGACGAUGUGCAAAAUUCGGAGUCCGACGACGAGGCGAACUUUCGCAGGGCGAGCGUCCCGGCGGAUUCCGAGGGCGACGUUCAAGGACACGACUCGUCUAGCAGCACCACGUCUCUCAGCACCGUGAAACAUCGGCCGUUGGAGGCAUCGUUGACCGACAUCAGCGCGAUCGUCCGAGAGACGAAAGACGAGGAUAAUCCGAAGAGCGAAGCGGAAGAAUUCUUGAAGCGGAAGCUCGCGUUGUCGAAGAAUGCGGAAGAACUCACUGAUGAAAACUUGGAAGGGAAUUUGAAAUCGCCGCGGCCAAUUCCUUACUCGACGUCGGUGGAAAAUCUCCACUACGUGCCAUCGAACGAAGCCGAGAAAGAAACUCGUCCGUCACGUUCAUUGCCUUCUCUGAAGGAGCUCUGCGUGAAAAGAAUCCUGUCGCUGCCGUUUGGACCGCGAGUAAUCGACGAAAUCACCGCACCGCGGCUGAACAUCUUCGAAAAUCUGCGGACCCUGCAGAGGUUUGUGAGUGACGUGCCGGCGACGUGCGCUCAUCGGCCGAGCGAUAACGCCCGAUCAAAACAGCGCGGAGCGAAGAGUGACGAUCAGCGGACGCGCGGACUGACGAGAACGCCGGCAGUGCGCGAGCCGUCGCGUUCUAACGACCUUGAAACCGCUGUUUCGGACCGCGCUAGACGAUCGGCGAGUGAGAUGGAGCGCGAACGAUGGCGCGGUCUCUCCACCGCGGAGGAUCCCAGGCUCCUGGUGUGCCUGUCGCCGUCGCAACAGGCGGCGCAGGUGCGCGCGAGCGCGGACACGCUGCUGGAUCUUCACCGGAAGUUCCUGAACCGGUACAGCUAUCGCGAGGAACAGCCGCAGCGCGUGCCUGUGCCGCAAUACCGAGUCGAGAUCCGUCCCAUCGUCGGCACCGACGGGAACGACGACGCGAUCGCGAAGACACCUGAGCCGCCCGCGCGCGCAACUCACCGGGACACGCUCGAGAGAUCGAGUUGCCGGCUGCUGGAGAUCAUCAAGGAGGAACGGAACGGAUCGCGAAAGACGACCGACGACCAAGUCGCGGACCAAGAACGUCCCGAGGUCGCCCGUUCGAGCGACUGGUCGAGCCUGGCCGGACGCGGCGAUCGCCGUAGCGCCGCCGCGAACGAGCUAUUCCUGGCAGCGACGCGGGGCGAGGAUGGCGAAUCGCGCGCUGAUAAGCCGGCCGGCCAUGUGACCCGGUCCGAUCAGCCGAAGAUUGCGACACGGUCGGCGAGUGAUUCGGAGAGGCCGUUGGCGAAUAAUAUCGCGAGGAGCUCAUACGCACCAGGCAGCGCCAUUAUCGAUCGAUCGACCGACACGACGACCAGCAGGCGGACGCCGCCGACGCUCCGGAGAACAGCCGAUCCCGGCAGACACGUGAAUCCGGCGUUGAUCGACGACAAGUUGGAAGUGCCGCCAUUGCCGAAGCGCACGGUCACGGUCGACCGAUCGUGCAUCGAUACGACGAGCAUCUUCGAUCAGAAUCCGCCGAGGAGUCAUCUGGAGCCGCGGAAGGCUCAUCGCGAAACGGCAGAGAAGCUGAAGCAUGUGGCUGCGGUUGAAAUAAUGGACAAGUUGAAGGAACUGCAGACGGAGACGUCGCGGCGGCUCGACGGCGACAGAAGGAACUCUCUGCCGCAGGAGUGCUUCACUCGGCAGCUCAAGUACAUCGAGUUACUGGAGGAGCAGCUGAAAAAUGUCCUGGAAGCGGAGGAGGAGGAGAGAAAGGCCUUCGAAGAAUUUCAAACGCAUUUUUAUCGAACGAAACAGUGCGACGACGCGAGAAAAUCCUCCCUCACCGACAUCCCCGAGGAAACCUCGAUGAAAACCAGCGCGAAUUUCGAACGCCAAGUGCCGAUUGACACGCGCGAUGAGACGCCGGACGGAAAAUACGCGAAGAACAAGCGGGAGGAGCAUCGAAAUCUCGAGGAGAAUUGUUUCAGGAAGACCCGGCGGAGCGAGCCGGAAUUUCAGAGGGAAUGCUGGCGAGAGAAAUCGCGGAAUGUUGAAGAGGAUCGUGCGGAGACGAUCGAUAAAACGGGAAGCCGGCAGUUUUUGAGGAAGGUGCAUCGCGAGAACGGGGUGCGCGAGGAAUCCGCGGAGAGCAUCGAGCGCGAGGAAUGCCGCGUGAUCACCCAGAAGGGAAACCUAAAGAGAACGCCGGAGAACGGGACGGCGAAAUUCCACGAGGAAAAAAUUAACGAACAUUGCACGGAGACGACGGGGACGCCGAAGGUGUCCACCGAGAAAAUGAAUCAAACGAACUUGCGAAAGAAUGUCGAGGCGACGAGACCGACGACGUUGCCGACGAACGGCGAGGUGUUUCGCCAACGAAUGUACGACGAAUACGUGCACAAGGUGCUGGAGCGGCAGGAGCGGAAGAAUCACAAAGUCGUGAAGAUCAGUUCUCACGAGGACAUCAAGUCGGGUAGGUCGGGCGAUCACAUGAGCGCGAUGGCGAAGGAGUUCAUUGAGAAGGCGCGCAGCCGGCUGGACAAGUUCGGCAUCAAUCUUGACGAGAGCGGCACAGACCACGAGGAGGACGAGGGCGACGUGAUCAACGCCCGAUUCCUGGUCGACGGCAAGGAGCUGCGGGACGCGCGCAAGCUGCCCAAGCAUCUGCAGGAGUUCCUCAAGAUCUCGACGAUGAGCGACGACGAGGGCGAGAACGUUAUGUUCGCCCCUACGUUUAAAGCUUCGUCGGCGAAACCAGGCGUUUGGUCGCCAGGACAGACGCCACUUGCGAAGCAGCCGAGUCCCGAAUUGCGCGCCGCAGAACCGCAGAAGAACGAGCCGAUUCCGGCGGUUUGGACCCCCGCCAACGCUGGCGCGAGCCCCGUCGCCGAGAAGAAAGAGUUUCGUCCUGUGCCAUUCGAGAGUCCUGUGCUGAGCCGGAAGAGGCAGCCGCGGGAAGAGAAGGCGCCUCCGCCUUGGGACAACGAGGAGACGACGAAGGAGGGUACGCGAAGCGCAUACGAGAGCAGCACCGCGCGAAUCGUCAAUUCGCACUCGGCGCCCUCGCAGGGAUUGAACGCGCUCGCGUCCACGCCGCGCUUGCCACGUGCCCAGAAUCCGACUAUCACGCUACUGCAGAAAGCGAGAGAGGGACAAUUGCCAAAAGGCGCGGCUUACUUGGAGAGCGAAUCCGCCGACAAUCGCCUUACGAACGACGAGAGACCGCUGAUUUCUCCGGGAGAAAUAAUCUACACCCUCAAGAAAGAGUACGAGAGCGAGCCGGAAACAGAAAAUGAGCCGCCGAAGAAGAUGGCCGAUCUGGGCCCUCGAAAGUUCGAGGGGAUCGGCCCGGUGACUAGGGAGGGUAUCCCUCUCGUGUUGAGAUCGGAAGUCAAGGAAAGCAAUCAAGCGAAAUGGUACAAGAAAAUGUACGACUCGUUACACCGCGCGGAUAAAAACGAUGACUACGUAACCAUAAAAUACAAAUCGAGGAGAGGAGGGAGGUAUGGAUACGGAAGCAGCAGUGGAUAUUUGAGCGAACCGGAACCGCGCGCAUACUCGGAUCGAUCCGUUACUCUCGAUAGCCGCCGACGGCUGCGCAACAAAGAAAAUGACUUUACCACGGCGACUAUGCCCAGAAAGAAUGGGGCGCUGAAGUACUCGACUGACAUUUAUAAAAAUCAGCCCGGCCGCAUCGAGGACUAUGAACCAGGGCGCUCGUCGAUCGCCGAGAAGGAAACUAAAGAGUGGUGGGACGAGGUCAUGGACAUAUUUGACGGGUGGCUGAACGAAAACGGACGUCCUCAGCACGCUAGGAUGGAGUCCCUGCGCAGCGGCAUCCGGCAGGCCCGCGUGCUCAGCCUCUCCUACCGGCCGGAGGACAGUCCCUUCGAUCAGCGCAGCAACGCACGAAUCGCAGCAAAGCCGUAUAUAACACAUGCUCUGAAAGAAUCCGGUUACGAGAGCGAUUCGACGCUGGUGUUCCGUCGCAGAGAAGAUAUUAGUCCGCUCAGCCUCCUCGAGCAAAGACUGGCGUACAAAACGGUGCAAAGCGGUGGCGACGUGCCCCUCCAUGGGCUUCGCAAACCGGCUCCGGAACGUCCGAAGGAAUACUCGAAUGCACCCCCGCCGCCGCCAAAAUCCCAGCACUGCAGGGACGAUCGUCAAGAAUCGCCGAGGCGUUAUGUGGAGGGUGAGGUGACGAUUCACUAUCGCUCGCCAGUGCGUACAGAGGCGAAGGAGCCGCUGAGCGAGGAGGAGCUCGCGCGCCGAAGCGCGGAAAACAUGCGGCGCGUCUACCAGGAGGAACGCCGGCGCAAAUACCUCCAGGAGUUGCACGACAUCGACUCCCGCAGGCACACGGACAACUUUAUACCCUCGCAGAAGUCGCCUAUACCUCUGAAUCGCUACGACGACUUUGUGGACGAUCUGAGCCAGCGCAGCCGAUCCCAAGAUCAAACACCGGAGCCGCGUUUGGUAGCAAGGGCGCUCUACAAUUUCGUCGGGCAAUCGUCACGGGAGUUGACUUUCCGACGCGGCGACAUCAUAUUCGUUCGACGACAGGUGGACAAGAACUGGUACGAGGGAGAGUACAAUGCGAUGAUCGGACUGUUUCCCUCCAACUAUGUCGAGAUUCUACCAUACGAUGGCACCAUGCGAACGACACCGAAGAAAGCUCACGAAGGACAGGCGCGGGCCAAAUUCAACUUCAUCGCACAGACCAAUCUUGAAUUGUCUUUGGUGAAAGGCGAAUUGGUGGUUCUGACGCGAAGAGUCGACGAAAAUUGGUACGAAGGACGCAUAGGAAACAGGAAAGGAAUCUUCCCGAUCUCUUACGUUGAAGUCAUUACGGAACCCGGACAUCGAUCAGAGACGCCGAUUCAGAGUAAACCGGUCGCGUCUCCGGCGGCGCACAGUCUCUUAGCGAACGGCUCGUCCGGAGGAAAAAUGAGUAUGGGACCCCAUCAUUAUGUGCCGUCCAUCCCGGUCAAUAUCAACACAACCCAGCCCCAUUAUAAUUCACUGCCACGCAUGGGAGGGAGCAAGCUGCACAUAUCGCAGCUCAGCGAAACGCUGCACAUCGAAACGCAUUCGGAACCAGUCCCAUAUCGAGCGCUGUACAAUUACAAGCCGCAGAACGACGACGAGCUGGAGCUGAAGGAGGGCGACACGGUGUACGUGAUGGAGAAGUGCGAUGAUGGAUGGUACGUUGGCUCCAGCCAGAGGACCGGUUACUUCGGCACCUUCCCGGGCAACUACGUGGAGAAAUUGUGAGGAAGGCCGAUGGUCCAGGACUUGAACACCGCGCGGCGUGUCAAGGCCCAGGAUAACUUUCACCAAAGCACUAGGCGGAAUCGUUAGAAUAGACGCCGAAUUUCGGCAGCGUUUAACCCGAUCGCCGAUCUGGCUGCGUCGAUCGUAAAGAUUUUUGCAAAUUUUCACUAUGACCUCUAAGUUCUUUCUGGAUUGAUUAUUAAUUAUAACGCACAUUACGAUUAUAGUAAGUGUUUAUUAUUGUUUCAAUAUUUUUAUCCGACGCGCAACACACUCGAAGAUUUCGACAAUUGGCGUCUUUUAAAUUUUUUACGUUAUUUGAUAAAUAAUUUUAUUCUAAUUCUACUCGAGAAUGUAAGAUAUUUAUUGAUUUUUUUUCGAAAUUUCCGCAAAAUGUUACGACACAACGAACGGGUUUCUAAUUAAAUCCACGCGAGUGCCCGCGUCGCACGAAAGCGCUCUUCGAGUUCAACGAAUGCGAUUAAAAAGUUUCGCGCAACCGCGAUAUUAUCGUUCGGGACGAUGUGUAAUUCGAAAAGCGAGAGGGUUAAACGUUCAGAGCAGGAAGUAAAGAACGUCACAAGAGUCUUCCUUUUUGGGUCUAGCGACGAUGUUAUCGAUUACGCAGUUAGGAUAAGUACCACACCCUGUCAGUGUUUGCGACGUGGUGUAAUAGAGCUUUCAUAUGAUCAGAAUUAUUAUCGGUAUAUCGGCAAGCCGUCGGCAUCUAACAUUGAUCAGCAAUUCUCUUUUGCAAUUUAACAUCACGUCGACCAUGCGAUGUGAUAGCCCCGCGUUAUCAAUAUUCAGAGUACCAGAAGUAACCGCUGAUCGUAUCAAGGCCCUUCCCGGCGUCGGAUUUACCAAAAAAUUUAGCAAGAUAGUUCGCUAGGAUACGCGAGUUUGUAAGUAGUGUACGAUAUAACGAUUAACUUAUUGUUAUUGCUGCUCCUGACGACAGCCAGCUUCACUCAGAUGGAUGUCGUCAGACACAUUUGGCAAAUGGAGUUUCGCGAUGCGUCAAGAAUCAUCGAACAAAAAGUAAAAAUACGUAAGACAAAAAAAAAGAUACGACAUCGAAGAGUUUGGAGAAUCAGAUAAUUAGCUUGAGAUUUUCGGGCGGCUAUUUUCCGAGAUAUGGAUUUAGCGCGCGGAAGCUUGUGUUUGAAUUCGAGAGAAGCGGCGAAUGGCGGUUUUUCCCUCUAAUUUCGGUAUUGUAGAUAAAAUCGGCCACUGUUAUUGUUGCAUUCGUGAGUGUUUCGAGACUAACGGACUUAUAAUUGAAAGUUUGCCUUCCUAAAUUAAUAUUUUUGUAAACAUUAUUUGUACCCAGAGUUAUAUAUAAAUAUACAACAUAUAGAGAUUA
This is a messenger RNA of Linepithema humile (Argentine ant), 10420 nucleotides long. It is a transcript of the gene CAP, whose product is annotated as Cbl-associated protein. The record is from RefSeq and is a predicted model, not a curated record. Gene Ontology annotation, molecular function: protein binding. Lineage: Eukaryota; Metazoa; Arthropoda; Insecta; Hymenoptera; Formicidae.